Molecule: messenger RNA, 2424 nt
Organism: Dama dama (fallow deer)
Lineage: Eukaryota; Metazoa; Chordata; Mammalia; Artiodactyla; Cervidae
Gene: SLC22A17
Product: solute carrier family 22 member 17
Exons: 10
Coding region: 382-2085 (567 amino acids)
Biological process (GO): transmembrane transport
Cellular component (GO): membrane
Molecular function (GO): transmembrane transporter activity
Source: RefSeq, a predicted model, not a curated record
AGGAGAGUCUGGAGGAAGGGGAGGGGAAAGCGGCGCAGAGAUCGCAGAGACGGAGGAGGCGCCCGCGGCUGCAGAGCUGCAGAGCGGGGUCUCUCGGCUUCUGUGUCCGGGCAACGGGCGCGCCACUGGGCCAGAGGACAGCGCAUCCUUUCCGUGCGGGCCUCCUGGGCCCCUGCGGUCGGCAAACUGGCUCCCCGGGUAGCCACCGGGACCCCCGAGCCCAAUGGCGGGGGCGGCAGCAAGAUCGACAGCACUGUAGAGAUCACCCCCAGCCCCAACGGAGUCGGGACCCUCGGAGAUGCGGUGCCCACGCAGCAGCUGCAGGGUGAGCGGGAGCGCGAACGCGAGCGGGAGGGGGAGGGCCACGCGGGCGGCGACGGGAUGGGCAGCAGCCUGUCGCUGGCCGUGCCCCCCGGCCCGCUCAGCUUCGAGGCGCUGCUCGCCCAGGUUGGGGCGCUGGGCGGCGGCCAGCAGCUGCAGCUCGGCCUCUGCUGCCUGCCCGUGCUCUUCGUGGCGCUGGGCCUGGCCUCCGACCCCAUCUUCACGCUGGCACCCCCGCUGCAUUGCCACUACGGGGCCUUCCCCCCCAACGCCUCCGGCUGGGAGCAGCCCCCCAACGCCAGCGGCGUCAGCGUGGCCAGCGCGGCCCUAGCCGCCAGCGCCGCCAGCCGCCUCGCCACCAGUGCGGACCCCUCGUGCAGCGGCUUCGCUCCGCCGGACUUCAACCACUGUCUCAAGGACUGGGACUAUAACGGCCUCCCGGUGCUCACCACCAACGCCAUCGGCCAGUGGGAUCUGGUGUGUGACCUGGGCUGGCAGGUGAUCCUGGAGCAGAUCCUCUUCAUCUUGGGCUUCGCCUCCGGCUACCUGUUCCUAGGCUACCCAGCAGACAGGUUUGGCCGACGCGGGAUUGUGCUGCUGACUCUGGGACUGGUGGGCCCCUGUGGAGUGGGAGGUGCUGCUGCAGGUUCCUCCACGGGCGUCAUGGCCCUCCGAUUCCUCCUGGGCUUCCUGCUUGCUGGCGUUGACCUUGGUGUCUACCUGAUGCGGCUGGAGCUGUGCGACCCAACCCAGAGGCUUCGGGUGGCCCUGGCGGGGGAGUUGGUGGGGGUAGGGGGGCACUUCCUGUUCCUGGGCCUGGCCCUUGUCUCUAAGGACUGGCGAUUUCUUCAGCGAAUGAUCACCGCUCCCUGCAUCCUCUUCCUGUUUUAUGGCUGGCCGGGUCUGUUUCUGGAGUCCGCACGGUGGCUGAUAGUGAAGCGACAGAUUGAGGAGGCCCAGUCUGUGCUGAGGAUCCUGGCUGAGCGGAACCGGCCCCAUGGGCAGAUGCUGGGAGAGGAGGCCCAGGAGGCCCUCCAGGACCUGGAGAACACCUGCCCUGUCCCUGCAACAUCCUCCUUUUCCUUCGCUUCCCUCCUCAACUACCGCAACAUCUGGAAAAAUCUGCUUAUCCUGGGCUUCACCAACUUUAUUGCCCACGCCAUUCGCCACUGCUACCAGCCUGUGGGAGGAGGAGGGAGCCCAUCGGACUUCUACCUGUGUUCCCUGCUGGCCAGCGGCACAGCGGCCCUGGCCUGCGUCUUCCUGGGGGUCACUGUGGACCGAUUCGGCCGCCGGGGCAUCCUGCUUCUCUCAAUGACGCUCACUGGCAUUGCAUCCCUGGCCCUGCUGGGCCUGUGGGAUUAUCUGAACGAGGCCGCCAUCACCACCUUCUCUGUCCUUGGGCUCUUCUCCUCCCAAGCUGCGGGCAUCCUUAGCACCCUCCUUGCUGCCGAAAUCAUCCCUACCACGGUCCGGGGCCGAGGCCUGGGCCUCAUCAUGGCACUGGGGGCGCUCGGCGGGCUGAGUGGCCCAGCCCAGCGCCUCCACAUGGGCCAUGGGGCCUUCCUGCAGCACGUGGUCCUGGCGGCCUGUGCCCUCCUCUGCAUCCUCAGCAUCAUGCUUCUGCCGGAGACCAAGCGCAAGCUCCUGCCGGAGGUGCUCCGGGAUGGGGAGCUGUGCCGCCGGCCCUCCCUGCUGCGGCAGCCCCCCCCCAACCGCUGUGACCACGUCCCGCUGCUUGCCACCCCCAACCCCGCCCUCUGAGCGACCUCUGAGCACCCUGGCAGGAGGCUGGCCCAUACCGAAAAGUGGCACAAGGCCCUGGCAAGGAGAGCGGGAGGACUGAGUGAGCUCGGCAGGGCUGCCCAAGAGGCUCAGAGGCACCUCGGGCCAGACAUGAAGGAGCGCUCAGAGGGCUGCCCUCACCCCAUCUCCUCCCCACUGCUGCUUGGUGUUCACUUCCUUGGCUAGAGUCAGGGGGCAGGGAGAGAGCUCCACACUGUACUACCAGGUCUGGGCUCCAUCCUGUGCCCAACCACAUCCUCCCAGACCUCAUUCUUUCUUGCUCUAUCAUUCUGUUUCAAUAAAGACAUUUUGAAUAAA